CCUGUCCCACGUUGGCGCAUAGCAGGAAGAGAAAUGUGUCCUCUAGUCAUGUUAGCAGUCUGUUUUCAUAAGACUUAAGACUUAUGGCGCCUCGUUAACGUCGUGCAUUUUCGCAGUCCCAGUUGGGCAGUGUAAAUAAGAUAGGCUGGAAAUAAACGAUGUCGGUGAACCGGUGUUUCUAUAUGUUUUCUUGGCUUCGUCGCCAUGUUAAUACUCGAACAGCUCGCCUGGCCAGUAGUAGCUGUCAUGCGUCUUCUCGCUCUGUUUCGUUGCAUAGAGAGCACCCGAUGUGUGCCGUGGUUAGCAGCAGAAAUUGUUCUUCAUCCUCCAAACCUCCGGACACAUCUCUUUUUGUUCCUCUCACGCUGAAGACCGACCGGGCUGCUGAAGGGUCUGUGGGAGCGGAGCUGACCCAGCCUCUGGAUAAAAAUGAACUUUUGAAAAUUGUGAACCGUUUUUACAAGAGGAAAGAGAUGCAGAAGCUGGCUGCAGAAAAUGGACUGGAUGCACGACUCUUCCACCAGGCCUUUAUCAACUUUAGGAAAUAUAUCUUGGAGGUGACAUCACUACCCGCCGAUCUGCACAUUAUUCUCAGCGACAUUUCUUGCGGAGCAGGUCACAUCGAUGACAUCUACCCAUACUUUAUGCGACACGCCAAGCAGAUAUUUCCCAUGCUCGAAUGUAUGGAUGACCUGAGGAAGAUCUCCGACCUCAGAGUUCCUGCCAACUGGUACCCGGAGGCCCGAGCCAUCCAGAGGAAGGUCAUCUUUCACGCUGGCCCCACCAACAGCGGCAAAACCUACCACGCCAUCCAACGCUACUUGGCUGCAAAGUCAGGGGUCUACUGCGGACCCCUCAAACUUCUCGCCCAUGAGAUCUUCGAGAAGAGCAACGAGGCGGGUGUGCCUUGUGACUUGGUGACUGGUGAGGAGAGGACAUUUGUGGACAGUGAAGGUCGAAUGUCUGCUCAUGUGGCCUGCACAAUCGAAAUGUGCAGCGUCACAACGCCAUAUGAAGUGGCUGUGAUUGAUGAAAUUCAAAUGAUCAGGGAUCUUUCUCGUGGCUGGGCCUGGACCAGAGCUCUGCUAGGUCUCUGUGCGGAGGAGAUUCAUGUGUGCGGGGAACCUGCUGCCAUCGAAUUUGUCCGAGAGCUGAUGUACACCACUGGAGAGGAAGUGGAGGUCCACACCUACGAGCGCUUAACACCAUUCUCCAUCCUGAACAGCGCCGUGGAGUCUCUGGACAAACUGAGACCAGGCGAUUGCAUCGUGUGCUUCAGUAAAAACGACAUCUACUCCAUAAGCAGGCAGAUUGAAGCCAGAGGGCAGGAAUGUGCUGUCAUUUAUGGAAGUUUACCUCCAGGCACCAAACUCUCUCAGGCCAAGAAGUUCAACGACCCCGAUGACCCCUGCAAAAUUUUGGUAGCAACGGAUGCAAUCGGAAUGGGCCUCAAUUUGAGCAUCAAACGCAUCAUCUUCAACAGUCUGGUGAAGCCCAACGUCAACGAAAAAGGGGAGAAGCAAAUGGAGACCAUCAGCACGUCACAGGCUCUCCAGAUUGCCGGGCGAGCUGGAAGGUACUCCUCCAAGUUCAAAGAGGGGCAGGUUACCACCAUGCACAGAGAUGAUCUUCCAAUCCUGAAGGAGAUACUUAGUCACAAAGUGGAGCCCAUUGAGACUGCAGGUCUUCACCCCACCGCAGAGCAGAUUGAGAUGUUUGCUUAUCAUCUACCUGAUGCUACUCUCUCUAACCUUGUUGACAUUUUUGUGAGCCUCUCCCAAGUGGACGGUCUGUAUUUUGUCUGCAACAUUGACGACUUUAAGUUCCUGGCAGACAUGAUUCAGCACAUCCCCCUCAACUUGAGGUCUCGCUAUGUUUUCUGCACGGCUCCCAUCAACAAGAAGCAGCCUUUCGUGUGCACGUCUUUCUUAAAGUUUGCCCGGCAGUUCAGCCGGGAUGAACCCUUGACCUUCGAUUGGGUUUGUCGCCAUAUCAACUGGCCUCUGGCUCCACCCAAAAACAUAAAAGACCUGGUUCACCUGGAAGCUGUUCACGACGUGUUGGAUCUUUACCUCUGGUUAAGUUACCGUUUCAUGGAAAUGUUUCCUGAUACUGCCUUGGUGCGAGAAAUUCAACAGGAAUUGGACACCACCAUCCAAGAGGGUGUCCGGAACAUCACCCGUCUCAUCCGAGCCACAAAUCCGGCCAUCACUGGCCCGCUCCAGAUGCAGAAAAAUAGUGACCAAACCGGCGCCACUGGUAGCCCUUCAUCAGGAGUUCGAAGAGGUCCAAGCACUUUGAGACGCUCGGGACAGGCCGUGGACAGCUCACUGACGAGCCGCCUGGUGAGAGACGGACUCUUGACGUCCGAGAUGUUGCAACAGUUGGAAAGGGAGUGGUCUAAAGGACAAAAAAAGGAGUCCACCAAUCAGAGUGAAUUAAAUCUUAAAAUGAACAAUAAUGGCAACAAAGACAGUAAGAGGAAAAAGAGAAAAUGAACCAUCAUCUAGGACAUCAGGUGAGCUGGACUGAAGGUUUUUUUCUUUUUUUUUUUUUUUUUUUUUUAAAUGUUCCCCUACCCAAUAGAAAAUAGACGUGUAAGUCUUUAUUGGAUAAGAAACCUGCGAACGUCACACUUCUAACAAUGUAUGUGCAAAAGUAUAUUUUCACCCCACAACCAGUGAAUGGAGCAGUCAAAUUAUACAAUUAUGAAUUACAAUAUUUAGAAUAGUUCCUUAAUAAAAAAUAAUGUUUUGUAUGAAAA
Messenger RNA from Syngnathus typhle (broad-nosed pipefish), 2764 nucleotides. RefSeq names its product SUV3-like helicase (gene supv3l1). The transcript is spliced from 16 exons. Gene Ontology annotation, molecular function: RNA helicase activity; hydrolase activity, acting on acid anhydrides; ATP binding. Gene Ontology annotation, biological process: RNA catabolic process; mitochondrial RNA 3'-end processing. Lineage: Eukaryota; Metazoa; Chordata; Actinopteri; Syngnathiformes; Syngnathidae. The record is from RefSeq and is a predicted model, not a curated record. Gene Ontology annotation, cellular component: mitochondrial degradosome. The coding region runs from base 159 to 2498 and encodes 779 amino acids.